This is a messenger RNA of Parastagonospora nodorum SN15, 1077 nucleotides long. RefSeq lists its product as hypothetical. The record is from RefSeq and is a predicted model, not a curated record. The coding region runs from base 1 to 1077 and encodes 358 amino acids. Lineage: Eukaryota; Fungi; Ascomycota; Dothideomycetes; Pleosporales; Phaeosphaeriaceae. The transcript has 3 exons.
AUGUCAGUGAACCAAAUCGGCAUGGGACAAGACAUGUGGCUAGUGCCCUUCGAUAAUAUCACUAAAAUCCUCGAGAUAUUCUACUACACAGAGCUUCUCUACCUCGCAUCAGUCGCACUGACCAAGAUCUCGAUCUUGCUCUUCUACCUCCGCAUUUUCCCCCAGACAGGGCUCCGAAAAGCUAUCUGGGUUACGAUCGGGCUCUGCGUAGUUUACAUCAUCACGUUUGUUACUGCGACUGCCCUUCAAUGUAUACCGAUUCGGUUGGCCUGGGAGCGUUGGGAUGGUGAGCACCACGGAAGAUGCAUCAAUCUAAACGCCGAUGCAUGGUGUUCUGCCGCCGCCAACAUUGUCCUUGACUUGAUCGUCAUAAUACUUCCCAUGAAGGAAAUCAAGAAACUCGCAAUCAGUAAGCGCCGCAAAGCAGGCGUCAUGUUUAUGUUCCUCGGUGGUCUAUUUAUACUGCGCUUGAAAUACCUCGUCCAAUUCGCCCACACGGACAAUGUUACCUGGGACUACCUGCCUAUCGGAUAUUGGUCAGCUGUCGAAUCGCAUGUCGGCGUCAUGGUCGCCGCCUUGCCUGCGAUCCGCUCGCUCCAACGCUCUAUCAGCGAUCGCCUCUUCCCCAAACCAGUCACCGCUACCAGUUACUACGAAGACGAGACCAAGAAUAGCAGUAGAAAGGCCAGCCGGAAAGACUCGCAUUCUCACAUCUUGAGCUCUUUGGCCCGAAGUCAUAUUGACAAAGAAGAUUUUAUGCGAUUAGACGAGUAUGAGAUGGGAAUCGGGGCCGAUAUGAAAGACGGGCCAAGCAGCGUCAACAGCCCGACGUUGAGCCACUUUGAGAGAUCUCUGGGUCGCCAUUUCAGGCCGGAUGAUGAUGUCGCGCCGUUGGCUUUCGCGGGAGCACCGAUGAGCGAGCCAAUAGAUCAGCAGAGGGGUCACUCGAUGAACCCGUCGAUGGGCCGCAUCAUGGUACAAUCCGAGUUCAGCGUCAAUAGCGGAAGUCAUAUUGGGCAAGCUAUAAGUAGAACGGAUUCAGAAGAGUUGACGGAUAAGAUUAGGUGUCGAAUUUGA